This is a messenger RNA of Mercurialis annua (annual mercury), 1148 nucleotides long. RefSeq lists its product as uncharacterized. Gene Ontology annotation, cellular component: U2-type catalytic step 1 spliceosome. Gene Ontology annotation, biological process: mRNA splicing, via spliceosome. The coding region runs from base 207 to 971 and encodes 254 amino acids. The record is from RefSeq and is a predicted model, not a curated record. The transcript has a single exon. NCBI's taxonomy places the organism in Eukaryota, Viridiplantae, Streptophyta, Magnoliopsida, Malpighiales, Euphorbiaceae.
UAAACGAAUUAGGAAUCCUAGGAAUUAAGAAUCCUAAUACUAAUCAUUUAUCUCUCCCUAUAUAUAAACACAUUACAAACUUAGGUUUUCCUAUUCUUUUGCCUGGCUCGUUUCGUGAGAAGAGGUUAAUUCGGAAAUUAGGUUCGUUCGAUUACUGCUGAGGUUUAUUUUUUGUUGUUGAGAUUUGUGAUCAGCAAACAAAUAAGAUGGGAGAAAGAAAAGUGAUUAACAAAUAUUAUCCACCCGAUUUUGAUGCGGCCAAGUUACCCCGUCUUCGAAGAGCACAGAAUGAUUCAAUGAAAGUUCGGAUGAUGCUUCCGAUGAGCGUCCGCUGCAAUUCCUGCGGGCAUUAUAUAUACAAAGGCACCAAAUUUGAUAUGAUCAAGGAAAUAGCUCAAGAAAAAUAUAUUAAUGUUAUAUCUAUUCACAGAUUUUAUUUCAGGUGCACCCACUGCAAGGCUCUGAUUACCUUUAAAACAGACCCUCAAAAUAGUGAUUAUAUAGUCGAGAAUGGCGCUAAUCGAAAUUUUGAACCCUGGAGAGCUCAGCCUGAGGAGAUGGACGGCGGUCAGGAUGCAAUGGAAUCGCUGGAGAAUCAGAGUUUGGAUAAUAAGAGGAGAAUGCGUAGUGAGGAUCAACUUGACGAGUUGAAGAGUUUGAAGUCUAGACAGGCCAGACUUAUUAAUUCAGACACACUGCUUCAUGUUGUUUUGGCAGAGAAGACAAAGAAGUUAGAAGAAGCAGAAGAGGAUGAAGCACUUGUCAAAUCUGUUUUUGGACAGAGGUCUAAAGUCCUACGCAGGGUUCGUGACGACGACGACGAGGAUGAUGAUGAUUUCCACCCCAUCAGGAAAAAGGCUUCUUAUCAAAUUUCAAGUAAAUCUACGGAUACACUAACAAAGAGCAAUGCUAGUACUGGUUGUAAAUUACCAAUGCUCAGGUAUUUGGUCAUCAAAAAACAACACGUGUAAUGAGAUUUCAAUUUUGUUCUGCAGGGUUGCUACUCAAGGACACAUAAAAGAGCUGCAUAGCCAAUAGUCUUUAACUUUUGUGCAUUAUUAGUCACUGGUAAUGAGAUUUCAAUUUGGUUAUGUUGAUUAAAGAAAAUCAUAAAUGACCCUGUUCUUUCAUAUUGGAUGCAAAUCAUG